AAAAAAAUAUGCGAGCACUCGUAGUCGUUGUGUUGGUAAGUGGAGCAAGUUGAGUAAAAAGAGGGCUGUCCGGAGAAAAGAUUCCAAAGUGCUGGCGCUGUGUUGCACUAUAAUCCAUCUUUCUCUCCCACCCAUUCGCGGAGACACGGAGCCGUUCUAUUACCCAAUACUUUUGGAACCCUCCAACCCACUGCCCUAUACUAAAACGGGAGUAAUACUUUAUUCCCCUUCCCACUCAACCUCAUCUCAUGUCCACUCAUUUUACUCAAAAGCCACUCAUUAUUCUUAACCUAACCAUAGUUUAGUUUCUUAAUCAUGGUUUACUUCCAUUUCCCUCAAUAAUUCUCCACUUUUCUCCACAUCCCAUGCCCCUUACCCCCCACGUUCCUUUCAUCUCUAUAUAUCUCUCUCCGUUUCCUUUUCUCCCAGGCUCCCUUCUACUUUCAACUCUCUUCAACAUUGCUCCAUUUCGCCGUUAAUAAAGCGUCAUAUUCAAGUUUUGUUUAUUUAAAAUAGAAGCUUUACGUUUUUUCCAUCAUGAGUUGCAACGGCUGUCGAAUUCUACGGAAAGGUUGCAAUGAGAAUUGCAUACUCCGACAAAGUUUACAGGGCAUUGAAAGCCCUCAUGCUCAAGCCAAUGCCACCGUCUUCGUUGCCAAAUUCUUCGGCCGUGCUGGCCUCAUGUCUUUCCUUUCCUCCGUUAACGAAUCUCAACGACCAGCUUUAUUUCAAUCGCUGUUGUUCGAAGCGUGCGGAAGGACGGUAAACCCGGUGCACGGAGCGGUAGGAUUACUGUGGACGGGUAACUGGCACGUGUGCCAGUCUGCUGUAGAAACAGUGCUUAAAGGAGGAGUGUUACGGCCGUUGCCGGAGUUUUCAGGUGUUACUGCUUCCUCGGAGUUUGAUUCAGAAGCAAAUGACGUUGAUCUGUUUAGAUCGCAAAGCUCCAACUUCCGAUCUAAGAGGAAAAUUAUAGAUGAGGUGGCGGAGGAUCUAGAUCUCGGACUUACGUCGGUAUUAUCGAUGAUGGAUGCCGGAGGAAAACUGAACCGGCGAACGGAGAAACGAAGAGCGGCGACGCCUUCACUGAAUUCAGAUGAAUCUGAUACUACAACUUUGGAAAGUGGUUUUGUGUACCAUCAAAAUCCACAACAAGGAAAUGAAACGAAGCUUCUUAGACUGUUCUUUUGAAGAUUGAUCCAACUUUUAGUGUGGCCUACUUACAUGUUACCGAUUAACUGAAGCUUCAGAGCGAAUUUUGCUUUUUUUGUUGUCAAAAAAUGUUACGCAUCCACUAGUAAGUUUUUUGGUAACUUAAGGAGGUAAUUAAAUUAAAAUGCUUCCAUGGCACUGGAUUUCUCCAUAAAUGAAGUUCUGAGGGAAAAAUGAGAGUUGCCUCUUUUUUGCUUGCUCUCUCCUUUUUUUUCUUUUAUUUUUGGUUCUUUCUUUUUUCUACUUUUUGUUCUAAUAAUAA
Messenger RNA from Solanum dulcamara, 1474 nucleotides. Its product is annotated as LOB domain-containing protein 37-like. The transcript has 2 exons. The record is from RefSeq and is a predicted model, not a curated record. Lineage: Eukaryota; Viridiplantae; Streptophyta; Magnoliopsida; Solanales; Solanaceae. Gene Ontology annotation, biological process: regulation of gene expression. Bases 538 to 1191 code for a protein of 217 amino acids.